AUGGAGGUUUCUUCAGAGAAAGCCAAAACCACCGAAGAAGUUGCAGGCAGGAAGCUGGGUGGCCUUAGAACCAUGCCCUUCAUCAUAUCAAAUGAGACGUUUGAAAAGGUUGCAAGCUUUGGUCUGCAAGCAAAUAUGAUCUUGUAUUUGAUGCAUGAAUAUAACAUGGAGUUGGCCAGCGGAACAUGUAUUCUGUUCUUGUGGUCAGCUGCAACGAACUUUACUCCUAUCAUGGGGGCUUUUCUCGCCGAUUCUCACUUCGGCCGGUUUCGUGUUAUCGCUUUAGGAUCAGUUGUUAGCUUACUUGGAAUGGUGCUGUUAUGGUUAACAGCAAUUUUUCCACAAGCAAGGCCACCCCAUUGUGAUGCGAAAUCUGGAGAAAAAUGUGUUCCACCAAGCUAUGCUCAACUCAUGCUACUGUUUUCAGCAUUUGGUCUCAUGUCAAUUGGAUCCGGCGGCAUCAAACCAUGUUCAUUGGCCUUUGGUGCAGAUCAAUUGUACAAACCCGAAAACCCGAAGAGUGCAAAGAUCCUAAGAAGCUUCUUCAACUGGUAUUAUGCUUCAGUAGGAAUCUCAGUUAUGGUCGCAGUAACAGUCAUAGUAUACAUACAAGACUCAGCUGGUUGGAUUGUGGGUUUUGGAGUUCCAGCAGGACUCAUGUUGUUGUCUACUUUUCUGUUUUUGUUUGGAUAUUUCCUCUAUGUCAAAGUGCCUCCAAACAAGAACUUGUCUGCUGGAUUUGUACAAGUGAUUGCAGCAUCUUGGAAAAACAGACACUUGGAUUUGCCCCCAAAGAACUUUGAUGGAUGGUACAGUCUCAAAGGUUCAAAGCUUGUUACCCCAACCAAUAAACUAAGGUAUCUAAACAAAGCUUGCAUGAUUAGAAGUCGUGAGAAGGACGUAGGCCCUGAUGGGUUAGCCGUAGAUGAAUGGAGUUUGUGCACAGUUAGACAAGUAGAAGAGCUCAAGGUACUGAUCAGUGUCCUGCCCAUUUGGUCAACCGGCAUCAUGAUUGCGGUAAUCAUCAGCCAACACUCAAUUCCUGUAGUACAAGCAACCACCAUGGACAGACACCUCUUCCCUCAUUUUCAACUGCCAGCAGCUUCCUUCUCCCUCUUUGGAAUUCUCACUCUCACAAUUUGGGUGGCAAUAUAUGACAGAAUUCUAGUGCCAUUGAUAUCAAAGUACACGAAGAGGCCUGGUGGAUUGAGCUUCAAGCAACGAAUAGGUACAGGGCUAGUACUCUCUUGCUUGGCAAUGGCUGUGGCAUCAGAGGUGGAGCGGUGCAGAAGAAACACAGCGAUCCAAGAAGGGUUUGAAAAUAACAAGCACGGUGUGGUGACAAUGUCUGCUUGGUGGUUAGUGCCACAGCAUUGCCUAACAGGACUUGCUGAGGCUUUCAAUGCCAUAGGGCAGAUAGAGUUCUACUACUCUCAGUUCCCAAAGAGCAUGUCUAGCAUUGCUGUGGCUCUUCUGUCACUUGGGUUUUGUAUGGGAAGUUUGGUUGGGAGUCUCAUAGUGACUGUUAUGAACAAUGUGACCAAGAAAGGGGGAGUGAGUUGGGUUUCAAGUAACCUCAACCAGGGUCACUAUGAUUACUUCUAUUUGGUUGUUACUAUCUUUAGUAUGGUCAAUUUCUUGUAUUAUUUACUGUGUUGUAGGGCAUAUGGGUGUUGUGAGGAUAAAAAGAUUUGGGAUGAUGAGGGUGAUGAUGAUCAAGACAUGAAAGAGAAAGAGAUGGCCAAGUCUGGAGAGCACUCUGUGUUCUUCUCUGCCUGA
This is a messenger RNA of Fragaria vesca subsp. vesca, 1779 nucleotides long. Its product is annotated as probable peptide/nitrate transporter At3g16180-like. Gene Ontology annotation, cellular component: plasma membrane. The transcript has 4 exons. The record is from RefSeq and is a predicted model, not a curated record. The coding region runs from base 1 to 1779 and encodes 592 amino acids. Lineage: Eukaryota; Viridiplantae; Streptophyta; Magnoliopsida; Rosales; Rosaceae. Gene Ontology annotation, biological process: transmembrane transport. Gene Ontology annotation, molecular function: transmembrane transporter activity.